CGGCUGGAGGAACGCGGACCCCGCUCUCAGCUCCCGGCACCAUGUGAGGGGGCUCAGGGGCCACGGGGGGCCGGGUGCUCCCCGGGGGAGAUGAGGAAACUGAGGCUGAGGGAGGUCCAUGGCUUGCCCAAGGCCCCUCAGCCAGUAAGUGGUGGAACCGGGAUUCGCACUUGAACCUGAAAUGCUGCACUGACCAUGGCCUUCUCAAGAGCAGGACUGUGACGGGACUGACAAGGGGGACCGACCAGGGGAACCCUGGUCCCGGCUGAGGCCACCGCUCAGGCCAAGGUGGGAAAGUCGGGGGUGGGCCUGGGAACUGGAGUGCGCUGGAGUGUCUGGAGCGAGGGGCAUCUGGAGGAAAGAGUAGUGACGACAGAGGCUCAGCUCAGUUGCUGGCCCAGCUGCACUGGCAAGGGCCUGGAAUGCCAAAGGCGUCAGGACUGAUGGGGGCGAUCCUGGAAUUGUGGACUCUUGUAAUUUGCGCUGAUGGGCUGUGCGUCCAAAGACAGGCCACUCUUCCCUUGUGAUGAGCCUCAGUUUUCGGAUCUGUAUCCGUGGCCUCUUGGCUUGAAUCUGCUGGAGACGGCUGGACACAAGUGCUUGUUUCCAUUUGACAGGUGUGAGCCCACAUCCCUGCCCCCUGGGCCACCUGCAGGACGCUGGCCCCUGCCCCUCAGCAGAUGCCAGAGAGAGAUGAGUAGCAACAAAGAGCAGCGGUCAGCAGUGUUCGUGAUGACCCUCUUCGCUCUCAUCACCAUCCUCAUCCUCUACAGCUCCAACAGUGCCAAUGAGGUCUUCCACUAUGGCUCCCUGCGAGGCUUCAGUCGCCGGCCCAUCAACCUCAGGAAGUGGAGCAUUGCUGAUGGCUAUGUCCCCAUCCUUGGCAACAAGACGCUGCCUUCCCGGUGUCACCAGUGCGUGGUCAUCACCAGCUCCAGCCACCUCCUGGGCACCAAGCUGGGUCCCGAGAUUGAACGGGCCGAGUGCACAAUCCGCAUGAAUGACGCGCCCACCACGGGCUACUCGGCAGAUGUGGGCAACAAGACCACUUUCCGCGUAGUGGCCCAUUCCAGUGUCUUCCGUGUGCUGCGGAGGCCCCAGGAGUUCGUCAACCGGACCCCCGAAACCAUAUUCAUCUUCUGGGGCCCCCCGAACAAGAUGCAGAAGCCCCAGGGCAGCCUUGUGCGGGUCAUCCAGAGGGCAGGCCUGGUGUUCCCCAACAUGGAGGCCUACGCCGUCUCUCCCGGCCGCAUGCGCCAAUUUGACGACCUCUUCCGGGGUGAGACAGGCAAGGACAGGGAGAAGUCCCAUUCGUGGCUGAGCACAGGCUGGUUCACCAUGGUGAUCGCGGUGGAGUUGUGUGACCACGUGCACGUCUACGGCAUGGUGCCCCCCGACUACUGCAGCGGUCCCGCCUGCAGCGCAUGCCCUACCACUACUAUGAGCCCAAGGGGCCGGACGAGUGUGUCACCUACAUCCAGAACGAACACAGCCGCAAGGGCAACCACCACCGCUUCAUCACGGAGAAGAGGGUCUUCUCAUCCUGGGCCCAGCUGUACGGGAUCACCUUCUCCCAUCCCUCGUGGACCUAGGCCGCCCUGCCCGUGGGGCCCUCACAAGACACACAGGAGAAGUGGCUCUCGGACAGCCAUCUCCUGUCCAGUCAAGGCUGGCCAGAGUAUCUUCUGGCCAAUCAGGGCCUUGCAGAGGGUGUAUCCUCCAGACAGUCAGGGCCUGGGGAUAUCUCUUGGCCAAUCAGGGAUUUGGACUUUUAUGUGGCUAAUCAGGGGUGUUGGGAUUUCUCGUCCAGUCAGGGUCUGAGCAUAGUCAAUCAGGGUAUUUCUGAGUAAUUUGACGCCAAGGACAUGUGCUUUCCCACGAGGCCUUGGUUCAGAGCCCCAGGAUGGUUCCCGAAUCAUUCCCUGUUGUCUGGGACCAUGGGGUCCUGUUCCAGGGACCUGUGAACUCUGUGUUGCCCCUCACUUCCCAGAGCCAGAAAGAGAGGUUGCAUAGGGGGUCAGAGCUCUCUGGAGGCCAGGCCAGGGCAUUUGUGGGCUUAAGGGGUUCCCGAAGUCGGGGGGCAGUGUCUGGGUCUUGGCUCUGUCCUGAGUGGCCUUGGACAAAUCCCUUGUCCUCUUCUCUGGCACCCUUCUGCCCAUGUCAGGUUCUAAGGUGGAGUCUUCGACCCCCUCACACCUUCCCCACUGGCUGCCUUGGGUCUGCCCUCCAUAAUACUAGACCCCUCCAGCGACAACCCCUUGCUGAGGGUCUCAGCUCUCUAGGGGUCUGGGGUUCCCUUCCCUACCUCCUCCUGGAGAUGAGGGUAUUUUUGUGCAAACUCCCCCAGGUCUGGGGGACUCUGAUAGGAAUGGCCCAGUUGCCAUUAGCUUGGCUCUUAAAGAGCCAGGCCUCCUUUUCUGUUGUCCAGCAUUGAGGCUUUCCACCUGUUGGAGGAGCCUUUGGGGCUGAGAGAGGGGGGACCCCAGCCAAACUGAAGUUUCUACCGGCCCCUUUGUCUGCAGCUGCUGGAAUCAUCCAAGAAUCUCCCUCCUGCUGGGCCUGGAAAAGCUCUAGGGGGCUGGGAGUUGUGUUGCUUGGGUUCUAUCUCUCCUCACUCUGUAUCAGGCACUUUAUGACUGGGCCUCAGGGGGUGGGUUUGCCCCCUGCUUCUCUGGAGCCUGGAAGGGAAGACCAGAGGGCUUCCUGGAGGAGGCUGUGGAAUGGGAGGGGCCAGGUAGAGGAGGAGGCCAGCAGCAAGCCAUUGCACACUGGGGUAAGGUGGGGUCUGGCGGCUCCCCCAGACUUGGUUUUGUAAUGAUUUGUACAGGAAUAAAUGCACCUAAGCUCCAGCUCCA
Artibeus jamaicensis (Jamaican fruit-eating bat) is the source of this 2855-nucleotide messenger RNA. It is a transcript of the gene ST6GALNAC6, whose product is annotated as ST6 N-acetylgalactosaminide alpha-2,6-sialyltransferase 6. Gene Ontology annotation, molecular function: alpha-N-acetylgalactosaminide alpha-2,6-sialyltransferase activity. Bases 487 to 1821 code for a protein of 444 amino acids. Gene Ontology annotation, biological process: oligosaccharide metabolic process; ganglioside biosynthetic process. NCBI's taxonomy places the organism in Eukaryota, Metazoa, Chordata, Mammalia, Chiroptera, Phyllostomidae. The transcript has 8 exons. The record is from RefSeq and is a predicted model, not a curated record.